UGUAUUCUAAGACAAGGACAUUUUUUGAUUAAUCAUUUAAUAACGUACCGUCGUUAAUAUAGUUUUGCGAAUAUUUCGUACGAUAAAGGAAAAUGAUAAACGCAGAAAUCACCGAUAUUGAAGUGCAUAAUGUAAGCUUUCCGACAUCAACACGAGCUUUCGGAAGCGACUCAAUGCAUGGCAAACCCAAUCAUGCUUGCACAUAUGUAAUAAUCCACACUAACACGCAGUUUAAAGGAUAUGGCAUUACAGCGACUUUAGGAAGAGGAAAUGAAUUUGUGGUGUUAGCGUGCAAGCUCAUGUUCGAAGAUCACGUGAAGGGACAAACGACAACAGAGAUCUACUCUGAUUUUGCGUCAUUUUGGAGAAAGUUAACGAAUGACGUGCAAUAUCGAUGGAUCGGGCCAGAGUGCGGUGUGGUACAUUUAGCCACAGCAGCUAUCGUGAACGCAUUGUGGGACUUGUGGGCACGUAUAGAGGAUAAACCUCUUUGGAAGUUGCUCACAGACAUGUCGCCUGAACAGCUCGUUUCCACGAUGGAGUUUAAAUAUAUUAGAGACGUGAUAACCGAGGAGGAAGCAAUAAAAAUACUUAAAGAGCAAUUGCCAUAUAAAGAGCAAUACGAGAAGCAUCUACUGACAAAAGGAUAUCCAGCAUAUACCGCUGAUAUCGGAUGGUGGAAUUAUAGCAAUCAACAGAUGAGAAGUGCCUCUAAGAAAUUCCAAAAACUCCGUUUUAAGGAAUACAAGACGUUUGUGGGUAACACGAUUUCUGAAAGCUGUCAGAGAUGCAUUCUGUUACGCCAUGUAUUGGGCAAGAAGAAGAAAAUAAUAAUAGACGCGAGUCAAUUCUGGGAUCAGGACGAAGUGGAACAUGUUGCGAAACGUUUGGCACACUAUCGGAUUUUUGGUAUCGAAGAUCCGUCAUCUCCCGAUGAUUUUUUAGCGUAUACCGAGAUGCGCGAUGAGUUAAAUUAUCGAUUAAUAUACAAAGUUGAAGUGACCUGCGGUGAAAUAUGCGCAAACCGUGUCCAGUUCAAGCAGUUCUUGAAAAAUGCCGCGAUCAAUUACUGGAAUCUCAACGUAGGGAGACUCGGCGGAGUUAACGAAGCCCUAGUUGUAUGUUUAAUGGCAAAAAAACAUAACAUACCUGUAUGGGGACAUGCUGGUGGAAUAGGCUUAGGCGAAAUGAAUCAGCAUCUUCAAAUAUGGAGCUUCAUCUGCUUGGGGAAUCAUAAUGCUAAGAUGGAAUAUGUAAGUCAUCAGCAUGGAUAUUUUGAAAAUCCUGUACACGUGAGCAAUUUUCAUUUCGUCCUGCCUAAACGUGCUGGAUUUUCAACUAAGCUUAAAGAUAAAUGUAUUGUACGAUGGUCUUACCCAGAAGGUUCACGAUGGAAGGAUUUAUUUAAAACAGUUUAAAACAGUUUUUCCAGAACAAAUAUUGAAUAACGAAU
This is a messenger RNA of Pogonomyrmex barbatus (red harvester ant), 1453 nucleotides long. Its product is annotated as mitochondrial enolase superfamily member 1-like. Gene Ontology annotation, molecular function: magnesium ion binding; hydro-lyase activity. Lineage: Eukaryota; Metazoa; Arthropoda; Insecta; Hymenoptera; Formicidae. Gene Ontology annotation, biological process: carbohydrate catabolic process. The record is from RefSeq and is a predicted model, not a curated record.